Messenger RNA from Oncorhynchus masou masou (cherry salmon), 3907 nucleotides. RefSeq names its product receptor activity-modifying protein 1-like. The transcript has 4 exons. Gene Ontology annotation, molecular function: coreceptor activity. NCBI's taxonomy places the organism in Eukaryota, Metazoa, Chordata, Actinopteri, Salmoniformes, Salmonidae. Gene Ontology annotation, cellular component: membrane; cell surface; signaling receptor complex. Bases 1725 to 2252 code for a protein of 175 amino acids. Gene Ontology annotation, biological process: cellular response to hormone stimulus; receptor internalization; protein localization to plasma membrane. The record is from RefSeq and is a predicted model, not a curated record.
CACUUUUUAGGCAACAAUUUAACACCUAUUUCACAAUAUUGGUAUUACACAACAUAAUGAUCACAGAUGGAUUAUGUUGGAAAUGUUUGUAAUGGUGUAGCACCCCAUUAACGUUCGAAACAAACAUUACCAUCGAGGUUUGUCCUUCGUCAUCUCUAUCGCGCAGCGCUUUGAUGUGAAAUUCUAUUUGAAUCCAUGGGGGACAAGCACUGUAAACACAUGGGUUCAGAACAGAACUGGCCAACCUCUUCAAAAAAAUAAAAAAAGACAACUGAGAUGCAACUCUCUGCCAAGAGUCCCAGGCUUCUAGCAUACCGUGAAGCCAAGACAAACCUGUGGGGAGGUCCCCACCGUUGUGGGGUUAGCAGCAGCUGACACAAGGCCCGUAAUUGUCUGGGGUCAAAGGUUAACUGAAGCCUAGUUACAGGCAGCCCCCCCACCUGGUCUGCACUUCCUGUAUUUGUUAACAAUUCGCCCCAUGUGAUGGCUGUGUUAUAAACAAGAACUCUAGAGUUGUGAAACAACUGGAACUUUGGAGCAGCUAGUCCCCCUUCACUGUUCCUCACCCUAUGAUUUCCCUUUUCUCUCUUUCCGCUCCCCUCCAACUCACCCAACUCUGAGCUCCUCCUCUGCUGAAAAGACACAUUUCCUGAUGUCAUUACUAAAUCAAAACCGUUGCUCAGCGAACAGAUGGUGUUCAGGGGCCCAACCACAUUGUGUAGCAUAGAUUGUCCUGAGAAUACAUCUUCUAAAUCUUUUUAAAGUCACAUUAAAUGUUAUUAUUUCAUCCCAUUAAUCGACAAAGACUUAUUUUGAAAAACAUCCUUUUUGAUAAGGAGCUUGAGAUAUGAAUAAUCGUUUUAGUGAUGAUGAAGAAGUGGUCUAAUGCGUUGUCUUUGAAGAGCAGGAUGAAACAGAGACAGUAGUCUGCUGAGGUAACAGUCAUGCAGCUCCACAUGGCUCAAGGUACUAAAUAAAGAUCCAGGAGGAGUCCACCCAUAUUCCCAGGCUUAUCCUAUUGUGUGAACGCUGAAAGUCCUAUUGAGUUCGAGAUUUGCAUUACUUGCCUGUGGCUGUGGGGCAGAUAGAGAGUAGGUCUUUGCAAACAGCUGGCUGACUCUAAUAACGUCUUCCAGAUACAUUCACAUUAACCCAGAUAUGAAUCCACAGCCGUCUGCACAGCACACCGUGCGUAGUCAUGAUUACAUCCACCCUAAACGCCCUGGUCCUAAAUGUUUACUUAUGUUUCCGAUUUGGCAGAGGCAACCCUCAAGGCAAAUAAAUCACAAGCUGCAAGUCAGCCAGGCCUUUGACUGUGAGAAAUGGAGACUAAAAAGCCCAACUAGAGUUAAAGAGUAAAGGGUUUUCAGAUGUGAGUCCAGCCCAACUUGGGUGUGCUCCCUUUUAUUUGAGAGAGAGAGAGAGAGAGAGAGAGAGGACAGUCUUUUGAGCCUCCACCCCUUUAAAAGGCAAGACAGUCCUAAAGAAAUGCACUGGAGAGGGUAAGAGCUUGCUGCCAAAGGCGCAGGGCAGACAGACAGAUCCCCGAGGAACAUCUGGUAACCUAACCGCGGGUAACACCGAUCUGACAUCUGGUAACCGAGGGUAAUGCCGUGUCUAGCUGCUUCCACCCCUAUCUAGUUUCCUGUUAUGCCUUGCAGGGCUCGGUGUUAGAAGUUCAGGCUCAGUCUAGAUGGUCGUCAGUCAGUAGGGGAAACUCUCCUAUGUUCACUUUCUCUGACAUGAAGGGAGCGCUUGUUUUCUUUGCGGUGCUCCUCUCUGUUCUUUCUGGCGUUAGCCUCGAAGAUAGAGGAUUCUCCAGUGGAUUAGGUUGUGGGAAUAAGUAUGUUAAUUGUGAAGACUACUGUGGCAUUUGUGUGUAUUUUCACACAAGGACCGAGUGCUACGCGACCUUAUUUAAGGAAACCUGCUACAGUCCUUUUGUAGGUGGCAUGGAGUUGUUAAACAACACAGACUGGUGCAACUGGAACAAUGUGAAGAGGAUGUAUAACACCUUCACCAUGUGCACGGAGGAGAUAGCAGAGUGUCUGCUGAUCCCCUGGCCCAACAGGAUGGUGGAGAAUGAGUUUGUAAACAUCCACUCCAGGUUCUUCCCGGACUGUCCCAACGAGGCACUGAGCGACCCCCCGCCCAGCAUCGUGUUUGCCCUGGUGAUGACCCCCAUCUGCCUCAUCCCCAUCAUGGUGGUCCUGGUGGUGCUCAAGACCAAGAACGGAGAUGGCAGCUCCUGAUAGGACGUCCUGGAUCCGUCCUCAUCCACCCUGCCUCACCUCCAUGUUCAGACUCACUCUCUCCAUCCCCUGAGGGGUAAAGACUGGGACCAUUGACUCAACUAUUUUACAGAGAACUGCUUAGCAUCUUCCACCCACUGAUGAUUGGCUUAGCUCUGUGGAGUCCUACCAAAACAAUCUCACAGCCCAAACACCUGACACAUGACCUUUUUGGAUGCACUGAUACAGAAUGAGUUGUACCACAUGAGCAUCGUCCAAGGAUACAGGGGUUCAAGAAAGGGUCCAUCAGUGUUGUGUAGAGUGUCAGGUCAACAUGCUCAGGGUUGCUUCUUGAAAACUCAUCUUCUCCUCAUUCCUCGAUGCUACUCUAACCAAAAGUGGCGACAGCCAUGUAAAUGUUUCGACUUCCUACACACCUUAGGAAAGUAUUUAAGAUGGUAGGGUUCACGGACUUAUGUCAUUCUUGACAAUCCAUUCCAUGACCAUCUCCAUCUUGUCCCAGAUGUGAACCCUAACACUGACUAUGGUAAAAUAGUUACAUUCUUUACAAUAUUUUGAUAUUAUAUAGUGGAAUUCCUGCCCUCUGGCUGGGAAAACGUGAGUCUCACAUUGCUGGACAUUCCAAUUGAGUUGAUAACCAAUGACAAAGGCUUUCUGUUUGAGGAAUCCCCACUCUCCAUUUACUGUACACUCUGAAGAAAAGGUGCUAACUAGAACCUAAAAGGGUUCUUCGGCUGUCCUCAUAGAACCCAUUGAAGAACCUUUUCUGGUUCCAGGUAGAAUCCUUUUCAUAUAUCCCCUUUGGGUUCAAAGUAGAACCCUUUCCACAGAGGGCUCUACAUGGAACCCAAAAGAGUUGUGCCUAGAACCAAAACGUUUUUUUCUUAGAGUGUAGUUAUCCAUAUAGGAUCUCCAUCAUGUUUAUUUCUGUAUGUAACUACAGAACAAAACGUGAUGUACCCUCUCACCUGAUAGCUUUCCUGUCCUUGAAUGUGUUUUGUGUAUACUGGAGAGCCCUCUUUGCCCCCGAGUGUAGGGUUAAGAAUGUAUGCGUUAUGGGGUGGGUGUAGGAAGGCCAUGAUGAAGGGGGUUGGUCAAGCAUCAGUCCGUGUUGGGGUCAGGAACUAGACACAAUGGGUGGGUAGCCUACGCCCAACAUGUAGUCUAUGAGAUCUGUUUCCAGGAAUUGUCUAUUUCCCAGCAUUAAGGGCCCAGCGCCUCAACCUCUCUCUCUCUCUCCCUCUUGACAAUGACGGCCCCCACUGUCGCCCAUGAUGAGCCAGUCGACGCAUGCCUGAGAGUUGAAUCAAGCAUUAGAUCAAAAGACGACAAACAUUUAGUCUCCCCGCCCCCGGCUCAGUGUAGCAGUGAGCACUGACUGUCUAUCUCUCCUCUACUUAAACGGUGUAAGAACUGUUUGUUUCAUUUUUUAUUAUGUUGUCGUGAAUGACACUGAAAGCAUUGAGUUGCAUUCAGUUUCAGAAACAAAGAAAUAUGUUUAUGUAUAGUAUUUCUGCUCUUACUCUGGACAUAGGACGUCCUAGACUUUGUACUGUCUGUGAGAGGGGUGUGGGUCUUAGUCAAAGCAUAGCCUCUUUCCUUACACAAUGUACUGUAUAUAAUUUUAUUUUGCAAUUAAAUAUAUUAAAGCCAAA